CGAACCACUUCACCACCAUUUUCUCACGGUGGUCUCCCCCCUCCGCCACCGCCACCUCCACCUCCACCUCCGCCUUACUCACGGCAUCAAUUGUAAGCAUGUGAACGACCUUCCUCCUUCUUAGCUACUUUUGAAUUUCAAAAUUGUUAGUUUUUUGGGCAAUAGCGAAUAGUUGUUGGAAAGUAAACCAGAAGAAAGAACCCUACUUUAUCUGGGAUUAAUCUAUUUCAAUUUCUCCCGUAGUCUUAGAAAUUGGUGUCGGUCUUAGUAGAACUAGCAUCCUCCACCUCAUCCUCGUCCCUUCCGAAGCGGACAGCCGAACAAGAGGAGAGGUUGAGGUCUACUUGAUUUAGUGGAGGGCUUUGGUUGUUAAGCCUGAUAUAUAGAGGGUGCUUGUUUGAUUAUAUUUCAAGAUACACAGAAGUCUAACUUGCAGACACUAAACCUUUUAGGCUGCGUACUGAGUUUUCCCUGUAGAUUUCAUGGGGGCCGGGGAAGAGAGCUCACCUGCUAAGCAUUCCAAACCUGCUUCAACUCAGGAAGCACCUCCACCCUCAUAUGCCGAUUGGUCAAACUCAAUGCAGGCUUAUUAUAAUGCUGGAGGUACUCCACCCUUUUUUGCCUCAACUGUUGCUUCUCCGACUCCUCAUCCCUACAUAUGGGGAGGCCAGCAUCCUAUGAUGUCACCAUAUGGGACUCCGGUUCCAUACCCUGCUCUAUAUCCACCAGCAGGAGUUUAUGCUCAUCCUAGUAUGCCUAUGACACCAAGUACUGCACCACCAAAUGCAGAAAUGGAAGCGAAGGCCUACGAAGGCAAGGAAAGGGCUGCAAAUAAGAAGUCCAAGGGAACUUCAGGAAAUGGCAAUGCUGUUGGUGUUAGAACUGGAGAGAGUGGGAAGGCAGCAUCAAGUUCAGGGAAUGAUGGUGCCACCCAAAGCGCUGAAAGCGGAAGUGAUGGUUCAUCAGAUGGAAGUGAAGAAAAUGACCAACAUGAAUACUCUGGAGGCAAGAAAGGAAGCUUCAAUCAAAUGCUUGCAGAUGCCAAUGCACAGAAUAACAAUUCUGGGGCCAAUAUUCAGACGUCAGUACCUGGGAACCCUUUAGUUUCUAUGCCUGGUACCAAUCUUAAUAUGGGGAUGGACUUGUGGAAUCCAUCUACUGGAAGUGGAACUAUGAAAAUUCGAUCAAAUCCUUCUGGUGUGUCUCGAACAGCAGUGCCACCACCAAUGACGGGACGGGAAGGAAUGAUGCCUGAUCAGUGGGUUCAGCAGGAUGAGCGUGAACUGAAGAGACAAAAGAGGAAGCAGUCUAAUCGAGAGUCAGCUAGGAGAUCAAGGUUGCGCAAGCAGGCCGAGUGUGAAGAGCUACAGGCAAGAGUAGAGGCACUAAGCAACGAGAAUCAUUCACUCAGAGAUGAGCUGCAAAGGCUGUCGGAGGAAUGCGAGAAGCUUACUGCUGAAAAUAAUUCGAUAAAGGAUGACUUAACUAGGUUUUGUGGGCCCGAGGCAGUGUCGAAACUCGAUGCACAUCUUCAAUCUCGUGCAGACGAAGGUAACAGUUAAGAAAUGCAAUAAUAGCGAAACAAGUUAGUGAUUAAUUUUUAAAAAGUGUUAUAAAAUUAGGACAAAGUCUUUUUCGAGUUUUGGGUUUAGGAUCGAUCGGUCACAGGAACUCAGAAUGUUGUUGUGGCUCACCUAUUCUGUGUUUUCUUUUUUCACAUACUUGUAACUCUUUACUUACCCAGUGCAACUGUUUUCAUGUCUUUCCUUACUUUAAAUAUACAAAGACCUCUGCUUGUUGUAGAAUUGGAGGUAAAUAUUGAGUUAUGUGGUUGAAAUUUGAAUGUUGUCUUUUUUAU
This is a messenger RNA of Cynara cardunculus var. scolymus (artichoke), 1858 nucleotides long. Its product is annotated as G-box-binding factor 1-like. The record is from RefSeq and is a predicted model, not a curated record. Gene Ontology annotation, cellular component: nucleus. The coding region runs from base 483 to 1562 and encodes 359 amino acids. Lineage: Eukaryota; Viridiplantae; Streptophyta; Magnoliopsida; Asterales; Asteraceae. Gene Ontology annotation, molecular function: DNA-binding transcription factor activity; sequence-specific DNA binding. Gene Ontology annotation, biological process: regulation of DNA-templated transcription. The transcript has 13 exons.